Messenger RNA from Lutzomyia longipalpis, 892 nucleotides. Its product is annotated as cuticle protein 8-like. The transcript is spliced from 2 exons. Lineage: Eukaryota; Metazoa; Arthropoda; Insecta; Diptera; Psychodidae. Gene Ontology annotation, cellular component: extracellular matrix. Bases 138 to 782 code for a protein of 214 amino acids. The record is from RefSeq and is a predicted model, not a curated record.
GGAGAUCCAAUUUCGCUUGGUAUAAAAGAGCCAGAGGAAUCAAGCAGAGAGCAUAGUCAAGCAUCAGCUUCCCAAGAAAGCUUUACAACAAGUUAAUCUCUGAGCUUACACAGUUCUCUCUAUACGCAAAUACAACAAUGGCAUUCAAAUUCAUCGUUGCUCUUGCCUUUGUGGCCGUCGUCAGUGCUGUCGAAUACCAUCAUGGUGAUUACCAUCAUCAUCAGCCCGCCGUGUACCAUCAUCAGCCAGCCUUGGUGAAGCACCUCCAACCUGCUCUCGUUAAGCAUGUGGAAUACGAAGCUCCUGCCAAGUAUGACUUCUCAUACUCUGUGCACGAUGAGCACACCGGUGACAUCAAGCAGCAACACGAAUCCCGUGACGGUGAUGUUGUGCACGGUUCCUACAGCCUUUUGGAUGCUGAUGGCCACCACCGCGUUGUUGAGUACUCUGCUGACCACCACAAUGGCUUCAACGCCGUCGUUCGUCGUGAACCAACUGGACACCACCACGCCCAGCCUGUGCACAAGGUCCUUGCUGCUCCAGUCCACAAAGUCCUUGCUGCUCCAGUGACGCAUCACUACCAGCACGCCGCCCCAGUUGUUCACCAUCACCAGCAGCACUAUGCCGCUCCCGUCCACCACCACCACGCCGUCCCAGUAGCCAAAUUCGUGGCUCCAGUUCACCACGCCCCAGUCCACCAUGUCCCCACAUACCACCACGAGCCCCAUCAUUACGACAGCCACGUGAGCGUUCACGCUGCUGGUGUUCACUACCAUCACUAAAUUGAUAUCCUGUGUCAUCAACCACUCUGCCAUGUUGUACAUAUAGAGAAAAUGCGCUCUUGUAAAUAGAACAUUGUCAUUAUAUAAAAUAUAUAAAACAUUUAAGUAAA